UUAGUGGGACUGCUAACCAGGCUGUGCUCUAGCUCAGCUCACUCUAGCACCUCAGAGCAUAGCCUGGUUGGCAGUCACACUAACAAGAACCUCAAUUACCCCAAUUACACAUCUCAAAAGAGCCAGUGUGUUAUAUCCAAAACCUUAUAUUUGCAUUACUUCUUGUUUUCCCAUCUCCAGGUCUGCUUCAACAUGGGACACAUUACUUUAGCCAAAAAAUUGGCUAGGAAAGCCCUUCGACUGCAGAAAAGGAAUUUCCCUUGGACCUGGUUUGGUGUCCUUUUCCAGACAUUUCUGGAAAAGUAUUGGCAUUCCUGUUCACCAAGCCAACCUCCAAAUAAUCCUAGUGAGAAGUUGUCUCUACCUACGUGGACCUCUCUCAGUUCUCCCAGACCAUGGGCAACAAGGAGACGUGGCUGCACAAUGAGCAAAUGGCCAUCCAAAAAAGCAGUUUAUGUUGGUUCUCCAGGGAGGGAUUGUUGGUCACAGCUCAGCUCAUGCAGGCCCUUGCCUACACCAAGCUCUGCCUUGGCCAUCUUGACUUCUCCAUCAAGCUGGGUAAUGGGACUUAGAGCUGGUGAGUCUAGGGCUUUUAGAGAGUACAUGCUCACAGCUAGACCUCACACAGUGCUCUUGAACCUCCUCAGGUUUUCAAGCUCGCGAGAUAGGCAGAUACCUCAAGAAACCAGCUCUGGAGAAUCUGGUCCUCUCAGUUCUCUUCAGAUCUGCAUUUCUGAAGAAGUAUUAUCUUUCCCUUGGCCACUGCAGAAGCAUUAUCUUAAGUGUGGAAGAGUCAGGAGUGGAAAUGAAGUCAGAGCUGCUAUAUAUUCCUCAGUACUUGGGGCUCAUGGACAAAUUUUCUUCAAAAAGAAAAUUCUGCAGGGAGAUAGAAAACUGUAGCAGCUCAAGACCCUGGAAAUGGUCUCAGAGGCAAAUUCCCACCUCCUUUGCCUAAAGAUGGGUCUGAUCCCAGGCACAGAUGUUCUCUAUAAAUAGAGCUGUGAAGAGGAGAUCUAGGGGAUGUUAGGCUGCUUUUAGGGUAUAAGACCCCUUCCUUUCCUACCCAUCCUCCUUACUCCCUAGCUGGUCCCAGUGGCUCAGUCUCUUGGCAGAUUUGGUCUGUGUGUCCCUGUACUGGAGAGUCAGUGGGCACUCAUUUCCCAGGGUUAUGAUGUCCUUGACCUGGCCUGCUUUUAUCCUGCUUGCUUAGGUCUGCUGCUCUACAGAAAAGGUAAAUCUUGCACAGGUCUCUGCUGUACUCCUGAGGGAUUCAGACCUCAGAUAGGGCUCUAGGUUUGGAAUACAGGCAGUCAUGAACCUGUCCCUCAGGCAUGGCCUCUUCCUCUGACCUCUGGCUCCUUAAAGUCUGGGUACCAUGCUGUGAUUCAGGGGUGUCUACCUUUGGGGUAUUGUUUCCUUCCCUGUGUCACACACCUUCUGUACUUUAGUUCCUACACUAACAAUAUAUGCUAGCCUGGUUACCUUCUGUGUUCACAGGAUUGCUGUGUCGGCCCUUUAGCAAGUGUCUGCAUUUUGUUCAAAUAUAUGAGCACAGCUGUGUUUUAAUCUCUCAGAGCAACGUCAUGCUGGGAGUCCACUCCUCCCUGGCCAUGCGUACUUUAAAGAGUUUUUCUCUUGAUGUGUGACCUGCCCUAUCACCAGUGGGUAUCUGAGCUUAAGGCCUCUGUAAUGAGAUAUGAAAAGAGAAUUCAUGUCCCUGACUGACAGCAUCAGGACUUUUGAUACCUGCUUCACCAGGAUUUGGAUAACAGGAGACUUUCUGGAGGAAGAUAACUCUUAGAAAUUUAGGAUACAGAGUAAGCAUUUCUUCCUGGAACCUUGUGUGAGAGACAUAAAGACAGUCUCAGAUUCUUACUCACAAGCAGUUAAAGGCUGUACCUCUGAAGUAAAAAGGGACACACAGAUAUAAGAAGUUAGUCCUUGCUCUAGAGGUAAGUAUAGUCCUCUUCCUAGUGCUAGCUAGACCCUGCCUGGACAAACAGGAAUACCUUACUAUUAUUAAACAGCAAUGUCUUCAGCUUCUCUCAGCCCUUUGUUUCAGCAUUGGUAACCCUUAGGCAUAGAAAGUUCUUUGCUCUUAGCCAAAGCAAUUGAGUUGUUUCCUUGGAGUAACUGGAUGGUCAUUAAGGAGAGGAAAAGGUCUUAGAAGUCGCAAUAUAAUGUCUAUGAAGGUGAAUGGUAAGAUUAGGCAAGAAAAGGACAGGAAAGAAUGUAUUUCCUUUCCUCAGAGCCCUGCAAAUCUCCUUUCCCAGGGCUGCUAGUUAAAUUUGUCAUUGCUGAGGACAUUCUUUAUGUUCCUUUCAGGAUUUGACAGAGUGGCUGAUGUCAAGGAGAGAAGGAUGCAAAAGAAACUCAAUAUGUAUGUGUUAAAAAAAAAACAAUACUCUGAAGGGACCAUGAUUCUUUUAUUGUAUAUAACAUAAGGAAAUGCCCCCAAAUUCUCCUUUUAAAGCUAUAGUGUACAUAUUAAGUAUCCUAGCCUUUACAGUUACUGCUAUCUAUAUCUUUCUCAAAAUAAAAGCCUGUGUUUUC
Messenger RNA from Callithrix jacchus (white-tufted-ear marmoset), 2553 nucleotides. NCBI's taxonomy places the organism in Eukaryota, Metazoa, Chordata, Mammalia, Primates, Cebidae. The record is from RefSeq and is a predicted model, not a curated record.